UUCCUUGAAGAAAUAUAUAAUUUAAAGAGUACUGAAGACGUCGUUAAUAGAAUAGCUUGAGAACUGAGGAAAAUGGAAUCCCGAAAAAAGAAGCAUGAACACAUUUUGAGCUACGAAAAGAUCUUAUGUGAAGAAGAACUUUUCAAGCACAGAAAGCCAUAUGAUAAGACUGUCCCUCAGAGGGGAGGUGACAAAGACUUCUCCCCAGAUGAUUCUUGGCUGCAAGCUAAAAGACUAGAAAAAUUCUAUGAAGAGAGGAAAACUGUGUUAGCAGAGCCAAGGGUAGAAAGAAUAGGAAGUCUUGUGACAGGGGAAUGGAAUCCAGAUAUCCAGUUAGUGGAACUUCACAAAGAAAUGGGUAAAUUUUGGUCCACUAUGGGAUUUACAGACAAGAGCAAAAAAUGGUUAUACCCAGAGGAGGCAUUAUUUCUAAUGGAAACAAACACUCUUGAAGUUUGGUAUAAAGGUUUACCUGUCAGCAUUCAACAGGCCUAUACUGAGUUUCUGAAGAAUCUUAAGUUUGAAGAGUAUCUGGUCUAUGCUCAUCUCAGAAGAAUUGGAUAUGUUGUUCUCCGCCAUAAUGGGAGGUUGUUGAGUACAAAGUAUGAAAGAAUGAUUAAACUUGACAAACACAUAAAUUUAAAAAAGAGAAAGAUGAAAAUGAAACAGCAGUCUGUCUUCGUGGAAAAUGUACAACAGGAUAGCACUCCACAGAAGAAAGUCAGGCUGGGAAAUAGCACAGACUCAGUAGAAAAUUGUUCAGUUGAAAUGCAGGUUGAUAGAGACACUGUAACUACAGGCGGAUUGUCUAGAGAAAAUGGAAAGUCUUGUUCACAAGGAUCAUAUCAGUUAAGCCAGAGGGAUUGUCUGAACAAAGAUGAAUGCUUCAGAACUAUUUGUAAGGAGUCUUGGAAUAAAAAAGAAGGAAAAAUAAAUCAAUCAGAAGAUAUCCAUUUCAGUAGGAACAAACAGACAAAUGUUGAAAGGAAAACUGAUUCUGAAUAUUUGAAUGAGGGAGAAAACUCUAAACAGACCAAAUACAGUGAGUGGAAUUUUGAGGAGAUAAGAUUUCCGGAUAUUGGUGUUCCUGGGGAUAUACAGCUUAAAGGAGGGAUUUCACAGAAGUAUUUACCCAAAGGAAUUCCUCCUUUGUCGUGCGAGAAGAUCAACAAAGAACAAUUAAAACAGAAACAGAAAUCCCAGAGGAGAAAAGAGACUAAGAUCAGGUAUGGUCAAGAUCUAGACACGAUGGAUCUUAACUUUUCAUGUGAUGUCUCUCAGCCUGUCAAGAAAGUUAGUGCUUCCAACUGGAAAGAGUACAAAGAGAGAUUAUUGGAAUCAUUGGAACAUAACAGUUUUAAAUCUCCUGUAAAACAUUUUUGGACAGAUGGAGUUGUCCCCCUUAUCAGACCAGAAGAGGCUAUAAAUACAUUUUCAGUGUUAAAGAAGUUACAAGUCAUACCACAGUGGGAAGGAAACUCAGGGGUUACGAGCAAUACAGACACUAAGAAGGAUUUCCCCAAAGUUUCCUAUGAUGUUUACAAGCCUGAUGCAAAGUUCAGAAAAUCUAGUCCUGGAGUUCCUGACCAUAGAGUCUGCAUUGUCAGGAGUGAAGAAGACCCACCUUCUUUAUCAAGCAUUACAUCUCUGUAUAGUUACUAUGACGAUGAGGUUCCACUUCACUGGGCAGUAGUGGAUGAUGGAGAAAUCGCAUUCUAUUCUUUUGAUAAUGUAUCAUUUCCUACUCAAAUCUUUAAGGGUUAAAUUCUGUAACUGAAAAAAACAGGAGUAUACAUGUAUGUAUGUUAAAUGAAAUAAAUAUUGUUGAUUCUCUUA
Magallana angulata is the source of this 1836-nucleotide messenger RNA. RefSeq names its product tRNA-splicing endonuclease subunit Sen54-like. Gene Ontology annotation, biological process: tRNA-type intron splice site recognition and cleavage. Gene Ontology annotation, cellular component: tRNA-intron endonuclease complex. The record is from RefSeq and is a predicted model, not a curated record. Lineage: Eukaryota; Metazoa; Mollusca; Bivalvia; Ostreida; Ostreidae. The coding region runs from base 73 to 1764 and encodes 563 amino acids. The transcript has 9 exons.